AUGAGGUUGUCAUUCGCUAAGCCGUUGCUUCUGCUCGGCACCCUGGCCAACUACCUCACGACACCAGUCAUGGCUGCUGAGCAGUUGCUGCAGUCAAACUCGCUAAAUACCUGCCAGGAUGAUUCCAGUUUCACAGCCAGUCUGUUCAAUGUCGUCUUUACCCCUAGCAAUGGAAGCGCAGCAAUCAACAUUGUCGCUGUGUCCUCUGUCCAGGGCAGCAUUGUCUUUGACAUCUCCAUCUCGGCUUACGGUUACGAGUUCUUGAGGCGCACUGUUGACCCCUGCAGCAUCAACCUCGCUGGUCUGUGCCCCAUGACUGCUGGAAAGAUCACCAUGAACUUCAACCUGCCUGUCAGCCAAGAUGCUGUUGGCCAGAUUCCCGGCAUUGCCUACAACAUUCCCGAUCUCGACGCCACCGUCCGUGUCUUCGUCAACUUGACUGGUACCUCCAACAGUGUGGCUUGUGUUGAGGCUGACAUUUCCAACGGAAAAACUGUUGACUUGGUUGGUGUCAAGUGGGCUACCGCCAUCAUCGCCGGCCUGGGACUGAUCUCUUCAGCCGUUAUUUCUGGUCUCGGCCAUACCAACACUGCCGCUCACGUCGCCGCCAACACGCUCUCCCUCUUUGGCUACUUCCAGUCUCAGGCUAUUGUUGGUCUCACCGGCGUUCACCUGCCUCCUAUUGUCCAGUCAUGGACUCAGGACUUCGUUUGGUCUAUGGGUAUCAUCCGCGUCCAAUUCAUGCAGGAUAUAUUCACAUGGUACCAGCGGGCUACCGGCGGAACCCCGUCAACUCUGCUCAACUCACUGACGACCACUUCCGUCCAAGUUGAGAAGCGUUCCUUGGAUUGGGCCGUCUCUGCUGCCAGAAUGGCCAAGCGCGGCAUCUCUGGGGGUGCCUCCAUCAUCGCCAAGAGAGCCAACAUUCAGCUUUCCUCCGGCAGCUACAUCGUCUACGGAAUUCAGCGAGUUGCCUUCCGAGCCAAGAUCGAGUCGACCAACCUUUUUAUGACUGGCCUGUCCUUCUUCUGCGUUUUCGUCAUCUUCACCGUUCUUGGCGUUGCUGCCUUCAAGGGAUUCUGCGAGUUGGCUGUCCGUCAGAAGUGGAUGAACAGCGAGAAAUUCCUCGAGUUCCGCAACGGCUGGUUCACUGUUUUGAAGGGUAUUCUCUUCCGCUUGACGUUGAUUGGCUUCCCCCAAAUGACGAUCCUUUGCCUCUGGGAGUUCACCCAGGUUGACUCCGCGGCCGAGGUGGUUCUCGCCGUUUUCUUCCUCUUUGGCAUGGCCCUUACCCUCGGAUGGGCUUCCUUCAAGGUUAUCAGAAUCGCGCGCCGCUCCGUGGCCAUGCACCGGAACCCGGCCUACAUCCUUUUCUCGGACCCGCAGGCCCUGAACAAGUGGGGCUUCCUCUACGUCCAGUUCCGCGCUUCAGCAUACUACUUCAUCGUUCCCAUGCUCGGCUACACGGUUGUGAAGGGAAUGUUUGUCGCUUUUGCCCAACGUAACGGAACAAUUCAGGCCAUCGCCUUUGUCAUCAUCGAGGCUGCGGCUCUCAUCGCUGCCAGUGUUUUGCGCCCUUGGAUGGAUAAGAGCACCAACUCGUUCAACAUUGCCAUUUGCGUUAUGAACUUCCUCAACGCCAUUUUCUUGCUCAUCUUCUCAGACGUUUUUGGUGCCCCGGCUCUGGUCAACGGUAUUGUUGGUGUGGUCCUUUUCAUUGCCAACGCAGCCUUCGCUCUGAUCCUCCUGCUGCUCGUUAUUGUCAGCAGCACGUUGAUCUACUUCCGCAAGAACCCUGAUGCUCGUUACCAGUUCAUGGCCGAUGACCGAGCAUCUUUCAUGAAGUCCCAGACUCAGCUCAACACCACGACGGAGUUGGACGCCCUGGCUGCGACUGCCCGAGGUGACAAGGCACACUACAACAAGGGACUCGACCUUGAUGACGACAAUGAGUCCAUCUCGUCCGAAUCCAUGCGCCGCCGGGCCGACCCCUCUGGUGUUGCCCUGCCGCCGUCAACUGCCCAGUCAGCUGCGCCAUCUCAGCACUCCCUGCAGCAUCCUAGAAGUCAACAACACGGUCAGGCGCCGCACUCACCAGUGGAUCCCUCAGUGCCUCUCUUCCCAGCGGACAACCACCAUCCUUAUGGACAAGGGCCGACUAGGACCCCGAGUCCCUACAACGGCUCUGCAUCAACUCUCGGUGCCAAUAAUCACAACCAGUACCGCAACCAAAACAACGCUAGCCCUUGGCAGCGUGGUGCCGGAUAUGAGCACUAG
Colletotrichum orchidophilum is the source of this 2277-nucleotide messenger RNA. Its product is annotated as transient receptor potential ion channel. The coding region runs from base 1 to 2277 and encodes 758 amino acids. The record is from RefSeq and is a predicted model, not a curated record. The transcript is spliced from 2 exons. NCBI's taxonomy places the organism in Eukaryota, Fungi, Ascomycota, Sordariomycetes, Glomerellales, Glomerellaceae. Gene Ontology annotation, biological process: transmembrane transport; fungal-type cell wall biogenesis.